This is a messenger RNA of Anolis sagrei ordinatus, 854 nucleotides long. Its product is annotated as angiogenin-2-like. The record is from RefSeq and is a predicted model, not a curated record. Gene Ontology annotation, molecular function: nucleic acid binding; RNA nuclease activity. Lineage: Eukaryota; Metazoa; Chordata; Lepidosauria; Squamata; Anolidae. Gene Ontology annotation, biological process: defense response to Gram-positive bacterium.
ACCCUGCCUGGCGUUCUAUAUAUAAAGCAACCAUGGCUAGAGGCUUUUCAGAGAGAUCCAAAGACAUUUGGAUCCAUCCGUUGGGAGACAAUCUCAACAUUAACCCAGGCUCCACUUUUGCCAGAGAGGCCUGACCAUGUAUUUCAAGGGAGCUGGUCCUGUUCUCUUUGCACUCCUAGCCAUUGCCUUCAUCGUUGAGACCUAUGCCGCCGACUACAAGACCUUCCUAAGGCAGCACUACGACCAUCCCAAGAGUAACAUGGGGAAGAAUUACUGUGAUGCCAUUAUGCAAAGGCGUGGGAUGACCAAACCCAACUGCAAGCCCCUGAACUCCAUGAUCCAUGCCCCCAAGAAACAAAUCCUCGAUGUGUGUGGCAAAGGAGGGAAACCUUACAAGAACGGGUUGCGACGUAGCAUCAAGAAGUUCUCUGUCACUACCUGCAAGCACCACGGUGGCUCAACUCGCCCACCUUGCAAAUACAGAGAGAGCAAGACCAGCAGAUACAUUGUUGUCCGUUGUGCAGGGAAUUAUCCUGUUCAUUUUGAUGAAGGCAUAAUCUAACCAUGUGAAGCUGUCAAAUGUUACUUCAUGCAAGAAUGAUUGAGCCAUUUCCUGCCAAUUCAUAGAAAAAAUGAUCUUGGUUUGUAAAUCCAAGAUAUUAAUUUAACCAAUUUUGAUUUUCUGUAUCCUUUUUCCUGCUUCUCUAUUUCUGUGCCAUCUUUGCUUCCAUUUCAUUUUUCCAUACUGAAACCAAAAAGCAUACGAAAACAAAGCCAUCAGCCUAUGUUUCCUUUUACUAAGCCAUCCCUGUUAUCCUGUCAAUUGCUAUUAAAUAAAUUAACUAGGAAAAGCC